Molecule: messenger RNA, 606 nt
Organism: Capsicum annuum
Lineage: Eukaryota; Viridiplantae; Streptophyta; Magnoliopsida; Solanales; Solanaceae
Exons: 2
Coding region: 98-370 (90 amino acids)
Source: RefSeq, a predicted model, not a curated record
UCAUAUACAUAUAUUACAUAAACCAAGUGAAGUAAAAUAAUUUUUUAUUUCAAGUUAGAAAUUUAAACAAUUAUUUUUGUUGGAUAAUAGAAAAAUUAUGACAAGUGGAGGUGAAACAUUUCCAGCAGUGGAUGCUGAAAAAGAAUUGAAUCCACAAAAUAAUAAAGAAUUUCAAGUUGAUUCAGUAUCAUCACAAGUUGCUUCCUCACUUGAAAAAGAGACAAAGGAAAAAUUGGAGAAAAUGAAAAAAGAAAAAGAUAGAAAGGAUGCAAUACAAAAUUUCAAGACUACUAUGAUUAUCUCUGGAGUUGUUAUUGCUGUUGCUGGUGCUAUUUUUGCCAUUACCAAAAGGCUCAAGGAGAAAAAUUAGUAUUUAUUUAUUUAUUUAUUUAUUUAUAUUGUUUGGUACUUUUUUUUUUUUUAAUAUUCACGAAAUUCAUACAUAUAAACUUUUUGCUAAUAUUUACUUAUGUUUUAUCAUUUUGGAUAAUGUGUGUGAGGACAAUUUUGAUAGGUGUAUACAUUGAAUUGGGAUUGUUUAAAAUGUCAAUUGAUUUUUGAGCUAUUGAUCAAAUGUGAAUCUAGUUAAAUAUAUUUAACUUUGAA